Molecule: messenger RNA, 2762 nt
Organism: Marchantia polymorpha subsp. ruderalis
Lineage: Eukaryota; Viridiplantae; Streptophyta; Marchantiopsida; Marchantiales; Marchantiaceae
Source: the annotation of a GenBank genome assembly
CGGUCCAGGCCAGCCCAGGCCGGUCAGUCUCCCGGCCCCGACCGAUGGCGUCUUCGACGACGGCUGGCUCCUUCCAGACGCCCGGCCCACGACAUCUUCUGUCGUCGUGGGACAUGGAUCGAGCUGAUGAUUUGGGUUGCUCUUCGGCAGUGCAUCGGCCGCGGUCGAUCGGGAUGAGGCGCACCCUCUGACGCAGAUCGGUGUCAUUCUCGUAGCAAUUCUUGGGGUUUGGGAUGGUUCGUGGUCUGAUGCGGUUGUGGCAAGAGUAGCGCCUGGACUAGGGCAACAUGAGUAUUGAACCCUUUCGACGACUAGUGAAGCUUGUCGCUAGAGCUUUCUACGAUGAGGAAAUUCCGCCUAAGGGAGCUAACCGUAGCAAGUCGGACAAGUCGGAUAAUAGGGGAAUUGCUGUCGUUAUCCUCGACGCUCUGACGAGGAGACAGUGGGUGAAAGAGGAGGAUUUGGCGAGGGACUUACGAUUACAUCCCAAACAAUUACGGCGGACCUUGAGAGUCUUAGAAGAAGAGCUCUUGAUUUUAAGGGAACACCGUCGUGAGACUGUGAAAGGUGCGAAAGUGUACAAUGCCGCUAUAGCUGCUGUUAGUGAACAACCAAGCGAGCGAGAGGGUGAAGAGAAGCCGAAAGUUCACACUCAUUCGUACUGCUGCUUAGACUAUGCUCAGGUGUUUGAUAUCGUUCGUUAUCGAAUACAUCGCUCUAAAAAAAAGAUCAAAGAUGAGUUGGAAGACAGGAAUACAGUACAGGAGUACAUAUGUCCGGCUGCUUCUUGUGGACGUCGCUACUCCGCACUGGACGCUUUGAGGUUGAUCAAUGUCUUCGACGGGAACUUUCAUUGUGAACUCUGUGAUGGGGAGCUCGUGGCUGAAAGCGACAAGCUGGCAGCGGCGGAACUUGGUGAUGGAGAUGGAGAAGAAAAUGCUCGGCGGCGGAGAAGAGAGAAGCUCAAGGAGCUUUAUGAGAAAUUGGAGAAACAAUUGAAGCCUCUGCAGGAUCAGUUGACUCGAGUGAAAGAUUUGGCUCCUCCUGAUUUUGGUAGCUUGGAGGCGUGGGAAAAGAGAGCAAUCGCCGCGGGAAGAAUACCUGGCAACGAUGCAUCCACUAGUGACUUGCCCAAGCCGUCACAUGGACAAGGCCCGUCUGGAACUCCCAUGCCUUUCCUGGGAGAAACGAAGGUAGAAGUGGCACUGGCCGGCGGUGACACUAAGAAAGAUGAAGGUAAAGAAGAAGCAGCUCAGCUCAAGGUGCUACCUCCAUGGAUGAUCAGGCAGGGCAUGACACUUACGGCCUCUCAGAGAGGAGAAGCAAAGUCUGAGGUGAAGACUGAAGAUGGAGCAUCACUUGCGGGGCCUGAUACAAAGGACGUAAAACCUGCUGAAGAAGAUAAGGAAGAGCAAGCGCGCAAGAUUCAGGAGGAAUACCUGAAAGCAUACUACGCCGCGCUCUUGGCUCGACAACAAGGAGCCGAGCAGCCAACUGCACAGCCAGAGCCGGUGGAAACUGGGGCAGAAGCUGCUGAUGGUGUUGAAGAAACUGGAGAGAGGCAAGUGGGAAUGAAGGCCAAGAGGGAAGAUGGUGACGAGGGUGAAGCAGAGGAGGAUGAAGACGUCGAAUGGGAACAUGCUGCAGCGGCAGAACCUGUCGAACCUGUUGUGGCUUCACAGGACUCUCAGUUCAGCAAUGUUGGCGAUCCUGAUCCAGCUCCCGAUCCCGGUGGUGAAUUUGAUGACGACGAUGAUGUUGAUUGGGAGGAAGGCUGAUAAGAUGUCACAAAUGCCGGCGUCGUGGUUUUUCUCCUGGUUUGUCUGUCGGAGGGAGGACGAAGUUUUGCAUCUGAUGUGUUACUUGAGCAAAUCAAACUGGAGGAUUUUUGUUACGUUUCAUUCCAGUUUAGGUCUCAAGCUCGGGGAAAGUCAAGUAGGCAACGAAGUUGCCUUGCGGAGUGGUAAAGUCGUGAUGAGGUCUGGCCAUGCUCAUGAUCAUCUUUCCCCUGAAACCCUCAUUUUUCGUGUGCAGCUGUCAUGAGGUUCGAGUGGCAGCUCUCCUACUGUGAGGAUGUGAGGGAGAAGGAUGUCUGCGUGUGUCUUAAGAAAAUAGUCACCAAGUGUAAAAAAGGAAAAAAAUUUGUUGACUGAAUUGAUAAUGCCGUAUCACCUGAUCUUUGGAUUUGCCUUCUCAAUAGGAGGACGAGAAUCUGGAUUUGUAGAAAACAACUACUAGUGUAAAAUGAGGGAGUAGUGUAGUGUGGUUCGCUCAAGGACCAAAUUAUUUCGUGCUAGGUAAGAUCUGAUGUCAACCAAGCAGCUCUUUACCUAAGUGGAAGCUAUUUCCAUAUAUGAUACGAACUAUAUACGGCGUUAGUAUGCGAGGUACGUGGUAGCCAGUAGAGGAGAUUCAAUUGUACAACAUGUCUGAGUCGUUGUGGACGUUUGAUCAUCGAUUGUUCCUGCAACUUUCCACGCCUUUUAACGUGGACGUUGUGUCCAAGGUGUUUGUCUAUGUUAAACUUGAAGUGAACAUAUUGUUCCUUAGUUACACUGCCGACGGCAGAGUUUCAAUUGAAGACCUCGGGUAGAGUGACAUCAUUAGCGCAUCUUUCGAAACAGGUGUAGUCAAGAUGGACUGAUUGAUAGUUUUCAUGUGUUGCAUGAAUGGAAGAAUUUAGCAACAGCUUCUUACGAGCCUGUUUUGGAACUGAAACUCAAUGGAUCAAGUUUCUCAGGAAUUUCCUUUGCGAACGACGA